AUGGUUUUUGCUGUCAUCGGCUCUCACUUCUCUCAGGGUUUUGAAGUCUCCUCUGGUGCAGGGCUGUACCCAAGCACCGGGUACAACGCCCCAGGGACAGGCCUCUACCAUUCAGGAAGAGGCAAUGAUGACCUGAGCCUCCGACCUGGGCAGGCGGCAGGAUGGCUUAAGGCAUUAACUGAGACAGAGACGGUGGUGAUUGUGGGAUUACUUGGCUGGGUGGAUUUUCGAAGAGCCCCAUUGAUUACAGGCUUGCUUCCUUCUCAUUUCCUAGGUGUCAGCAAUAAGCAGCUUGGUGUAUGUGGCUGGAUUCUGAUUUCCCUUUCUUUUCUGUUGGUGAUCAUUACCUUCCCCAUCUCCAUAUGGAUGUGCCUGAAGAUCAUUAAGGAGUAUGAACGUGCUGUUGUAUUUCGACUGGGACGAAUCCAGGCUGACAAAGCCAAAGGGCCAGGUUUGAUUCUGGUCCUGCCCUGCAUAGACGUUUUUGUCAAAGUUGAUCUCCGAACUGUUACUUGUAACAUUCCUCCACAAGAGAUCCUCACCAGAGACUCCGUGACUACUCAGGUGGAUGGAGUCGUCUACUACAGGAUCUACAGUGCUGUCUCAGCCGUGGCUAAUGUAAACGACGUCCACCAAGCCACAUUUCUGCUGGCUCAGACCACUCUGAGAAAUGUCUUAGGGACACAGACUCUGUCCCAGAUCUUAGCCGGACGAGAAGAGAUCGCCCAUAGCAUCCAGACCUUACUCGAUGAUGCUACUGAGCUGUGGGGGAUCCGGGUGGCCCGAGUGGAAAUCAAGGAUGUCCGGAUUCCCAUGCAGUUGCAGAGGUCCAUGGCUGCUGAGGCCGAGGCCACCCGCGAAGCCAGAGCCAGGGUCCUUGCAGCAGAAGGAGAAAUGAAUGCUUCCAAAUCUCUGAAGUCAGCCUCCAUGGUGCUGGCUGAGUCCCCAAUAGCCCUCCAACUGCGCUACCUGCAGACCUUAACCACUGUAGCUACCGAGAAGAAUUCCACAAUUGUGUUUCCUCUGCCCAUGAAUAUGCUAGAGGGCAUUGGUGGUGUCAGCUGUGAUAACCACGGGAAGGUUCCUAACAGAGCCUGA
This is a messenger RNA of Cynocephalus volans (Philippine flying lemur), 1098 nucleotides long. RefSeq names its product stomatin like 3 (gene STOML3). The record is from RefSeq and is a predicted model, not a curated record. The transcript is spliced from 9 exons. Gene Ontology annotation, cellular component: plasma membrane. NCBI's taxonomy places the organism in Eukaryota, Metazoa, Chordata, Mammalia, Dermoptera, Cynocephalidae. The coding region runs from base 1 to 1098 and encodes 365 amino acids.